This is a messenger RNA of Candidula unifasciata, 1232 nucleotides long. The record is from the annotation of a GenBank genome assembly. Lineage: Eukaryota; Metazoa; Mollusca; Gastropoda; Stylommatophora; Geomitridae.
UUUGUGGCUUAGCUUUGACGUCUGCAUCAGGAGUGAUUACCUCCCCUAGCUAUCCAAAUCCUUACCAACAUAAUCGCGUGUGUGAGUGGACUAUAACCGCAGCAAACGGAAACCAGAUAUUGCUCAACAUUACUGAUCUGGAUUUUUCAUUUUUUACACACUGCCAUAAUGAAUUUUUGGAGAUCAGAAAUGGAGAUUCUGAAACUGCCCCACUGAUGCAAACAUUUUGUUUCAAUUAUCCUAAUUUACAAACUGCUCCACAAGCCCUCCAGUCUCACAGUAAUAAGCUUUAUUUGAAGUUCAGAUCAAAUUAUUAUACUACAGGCCGAGGUUUCCGCUUGGAGUACUCAAGUGCUACAUCAGGUUGCGGGGGAGACCUCACUACACCCACAGGAGGCAUCAUCUCACCAAACUACCCCCAGCCCUUCACACACAGUGCAACAUGCUACUGGACAAUAACUGUGUCUCAGGGCAGCUCAAUUACCCUCUACUUUGUAGACCUUCAGAUUUCCGCCUACAGUUACUGCAGGUCAGACUUUCUAGAGAUAAAAGAAGAAAGUCGUUCGGGGACAUCUCUUGGCAAAUUUUGUGGCAGUGGUGUUCGUCAGCCAGUCAUCUCAAAGUCCAACCGCGUGUGGCUAAUGUGGAAAACUGACGGCCUCACUGUCCAAAGAGGAUUCAGGCUUCAGUAUCAAAUAAACUGCAAUAGACAUCUGACAGGCAUCGGUGGAGUUAUAGAGAGCCCUAACUUCCCCAACACUUACCCUCAUCACACAAACUGUACCUGGAUCAUUGAAGCCCCAGCGGGGAACAGAAUCAAUGUCUCAUUUGCUGCUUUCAGAUUGGAAGAUGAAGAUCCUAAAAACUGUCAUUAUGACAUUUUAGAGAUAAGAGAUGGAGGUGACUCAAAUGCUAGAGAGAUGAAAAAGUUGUGUGGCGGCAACUUUCCUGAUCCUGUGCAGUCGACAGGCAACCAUUUGUGGCUGAACUUCAAGGCAGAUCAUAUUAUUGCUCAUCAGGGCUUCAGGCUUGAAUGGGUGGUUGAUGGAUGUGGUGGACACCUCUCUGGCAGCAGUGGAACAAUCACAAGUCCCAACGACCCACACCUAAACUCACAGCGUGCAGUGGAAUGUCAGUGGACUAUUACUGUGGACACGGGAAAAUCUAUUCAAGUGACAGUUAACACAUUUGAUCUGGGAAGCUAUGUAGACUGCCAGAAUGGGUUUUUGAAG